AAUGCUAAAGAAUAUGACGAGAAAGCACGUGCCAUCGCGAUAGAUAUUGACAACAGAAGAAGCAAAGGUACAGCAUACUUAAAACUUGGAAGGGUGUACUACAGUCUUAAUAAAAAUCGGCAAGCUAAAGAACAUUUGGACAAAGCAGUCGGCAUCAGUAUUGCAAUUGGUGACAGAGAACUGGAAGCACUGGCUAUUGCAGAUUUGGCAAGGCUCUCUAAUUCUGUAAAUGACAUUCAGAAGGCAAAAGAACUUUGUGAGAAGGUACUUACAAUCAGCAGGGAAUGUGGCGAUAGAAAGUACGUAGCACAACUAUACCUACAAGUUGGAAGUCUAUCCCAAUCGUUUUUUGAAUAUGAUAAGGCAGAAUAUUAUUUACAGAAAGCUCGUUCCAUAAGCAGCGAAAUUGGACACAAAAUGGUUGAGUUUCAAAGUCUUCUCCUUAUUUCAAUGUUAAAGAUAUCGCAGUUCGAGGAUGUGGAGGCAAUGGAAUAUCUUCUCCAAGGUAUUGAAAAAUAUGAACAAAUCAGAACUCUCCAGAAAGGAAACAGUGGAUUUGAAAUUUCUCUGUUAGAGAAACACGGCACUUUUCCCUACAAGUUGCUCACUCACCUCCUUUGCCGUACUGGAAACUUUCGAAAUGCUCUGUAUGUUGAGGAGCUGGGACGAGCAAGAGUCCUCGCAGAACUCAUGGCAGACAAGUACUCCGCUGAAAGCCACAUCUCAGCUGAUCCACGAUCAUGGUUCGGGAUUGAAGACAUCGCGAGAAGAGAAAGUAACUGUGUUUUUUUGUACAUUUCGUAUGAAGAUCGGCAAGUUCUUCUCUGGGUGUUGAAAGCAAAUGGAGACAUUUUCUUUCGAAGAACAGACCAAGUGAAAAUAGACACUCUUAUUGCUGCGCAAGUUUGCGAAGUGGAGGGAGUUUUCAAAAAGAGCGCCGAAUGCUUUGGUGUUUUACCCGAAGGGAACUGCGAAGACCGAUCGCUGAAUGACAACUUGACGACAUCUCUUCAUGAAGAGAGCCAAGCAAAUUUGCGAGGUGACGAAACCAAAGAUACCGGAAGAAGUCAUCAUUUGUGCUACGAAUGGAUCGUCGCACCUGUGGUAGAUUUACUCACAGAGCCUGAAAUCAUUAUUGUACCGGAUCGUUUUUUGUAUCGAGUCCCAUUUGCUGCCUUGCGUGAUGAACAAGCCGGCAAGUAUUUAUCGGAGAAGUACAGAAUACGCAUCAUCCCUUCACUGACAACUCUCCGGCUCAUUCAACAAUGUCCAGCAGACUAUCACAGUCAAACUGGCGGACUGGUUGUGGGUGAUCCUACGGUUGGCAAAGUGCAAUAUAAUGGACUUCUUAUUGACAUUACACCAUUGUUUUAUGCAAGUAAGGAAGCAGAGAUGGUUGGUCAACUGCUGGGUGUUCAGCCUAUAUUGGGAAGUCGCGCAACAAAGCAGGCGGUUCUUCAAGCAAUACCUUCAGUGAGUCUGAUACAUCUUGCCGCACAUGGAAAUCCCGAAAGAGGAGAGAUUGCCCUCUCUCCUCAAUGUACUAUUAACAGUACUCCACAGGAGGAAGACUACCUCCUGAAAAUGUCCGACAUUGAAGGAGUUCAAGUGCGAGCUAAACUGGUUGUACUCAGCUGUUGUCACAGUGGGCGUGGAUUGAUUAAAAAAGAAGGAGUUAUUGGAAUCGCUCGAGCAUUCCUAGCAUCUGGUGCGCGUUCAGUGUUGGUAGCAUUGUGGGCUAUAGAAGACAAAGCAACGGCGAAGCUCAUGAAACAUUUCUAUAAACACCUUGUGCGUGGAGAAAGUGCCAGUGAAUCUCUUCACCAGGCCGUUCAAUGGUUGAGAAGUAAUGGCUUUUCCAAACCUUCCCAAUGGGCUCCGUUUGUGUUGAUGGGGGAUAACGUGACAUUUGAUUUUAUGAAAAAAGGGAAAGAAGGACUCGAGGAGGACAACAACGAGGCGGAGAAGAAACAGAUUAAAAGAAGAAACAGUGGAAUGGACAAACAGAAAAAUCAUAGGCAUGCAAUGCAUGCAAGAGUGAUUUUUUUGGCUGGAGUGAUGGAAGCUAGUGAGUUAGAACGCUGUUUGACAGUGGAAAACCUCAAUUCCAAUGGUGUGGUCACGAAACGGUGA
This is a messenger RNA of Pocillopora verrucosa, 2133 nucleotides long. The record is from RefSeq and is a predicted model, not a curated record. NCBI's taxonomy places the organism in Eukaryota, Metazoa, Cnidaria, Anthozoa, Scleractinia, Pocilloporidae.